Penicillium subrubescens is the source of this 1568-nucleotide messenger RNA. Its product is annotated as nucleoporin FG repeat-containing protein. Lineage: Eukaryota; Fungi; Ascomycota; Eurotiomycetes; Eurotiales; Aspergillaceae. Bases 43 to 1473 code for a protein of 476 amino acids. Gene Ontology annotation, molecular function: structural constituent of nuclear pore. Gene Ontology annotation, cellular component: nuclear pore. The record is from RefSeq and is a predicted model, not a curated record. The transcript is spliced from 3 exons. Gene Ontology annotation, biological process: nucleocytoplasmic transport.
GAAAACACUCAAAACAGUUCUGCAUCUUACGCGGUUGGCAAGAUGUUCGCCCCCAAGACAACUGCGCCUGCUUCAGGUGGGCUGACCAUCAGCACUUCCUCGACUCCCUUGUUUGGUGGCAACACAAACACUCAAAACACAUCCACCGCGGCAACGGGCACAACAGGCACCUCUAGUCUUUUCGGCGGCAACACUGCCUCGACCGCACAGUCAAAGCCCCUGUUCGGAGCUACACAACAAUCAUCAACCCCGGGUUCAAGCAUGUUUGGUGGUAAUCAGCAACAGCAAGCGGGGACUACACCAAGCAUGUUUGGUGGUGCCCAACAACAACAACAGACUGGCGCUACCUCAGCCUUCGGUGGCCAGCAGCAGCAGACUGGAACAACUUCAAGCUUGUUUGGAGGCCCAGCAACCACCACAGCCACACAACCCGCACAGUCAACCGGCCUUUUCGGACAACCGGCAACCCAGACUCAGGCAAAGCCUGCAUUUGGCCUCGGGGCCUCUACUACUGGGGGAAGCUUCUUCAACUCUACUCAGCAACCACUCCAGCAGCAACAACAACAACCCGCGAAGCCCUCCCUCGAUGUUUUCAGAAACCCAGGCACAACCCAAACCGCUCAACCUUCCUUGCUUGGACAAAGCACCGCAACAGGGACUGUUGUUCAGGGUGUCAAGGUCGAUAUCAGCAACCUCCUUCCCACCACCAAAUACGAGAGCUGUUCCGAUGAACUUCGCAAAGAGAUUGAAGCCAUCGACAAUGCCAUUCUUGGUCAGAUGAAGCUAUGCCACGAGGUUGCAGACAUCCUCCCCACAAUCGAGUCACAGGGCGCCUCGAUCCCCAAUGACGUGGACUUUGUGCAAGGAAAGCUGGAGACCAUGCAACAUGCCUUGGAAAAUGACGCCAAUGAAAUCGACCAGCUGCGCAGCCUGGUCACCCGGGAUGCGGCCGAGGCUCAGGUUGCAUUCCGCGCCAUCGAUACCCUCAAGCUACCCCUUCAAUAUCAGACGACAGGCGGCGGUGGCUGGUGGUCACAGGACCAAAAGGUCGCCGACCGAUCGCUUCGGUCGACUCGCAAGAACACCCUUGCGCUACCCGAUGACGUAGAAGGGGAUCCGGCUACCGUCAAGAGUGUGAAUGGUGUUCCCGUGAAUCUGGUGGACUACUUCUCCCAGCGCUCAGACGAGAUGGGCUCUGUGCUUGACCGCUACAAGGGUAACUUGAAGGAGAUUGAAGAUCACCUGCACGGCGUGGAACUCUCUUUGAACCGCCAAAUCAACGAGUUUGUCAGCAAGUCUCGAGACGGAGCUAGCGCUGGAACUCCCAAGUCGGUCGUCAAUGAUUUGGCCGCGGUGCUGGGAGAUGUCGAGGCUGGUAUCAUGGGCGUUGCGGCCCGCCUUGGGGGUGUGUCGGAGCAAGUUCAGGAGAUGACGCUCGGCCCACUGUCUGUGGAGAGUCGAUAUGGAUACUAAGAGAGGAACUUAGGAACAUGUUUCCUCGCAAUCUGUACAACUAAUACAAUCAAUGGCUGGCCUUGGGUAUCAUGGCUGCCUUAUGGCUUACGAGA